Molecule: messenger RNA, 906 nt
Organism: Zea mays
Lineage: Eukaryota; Viridiplantae; Streptophyta; Magnoliopsida; Poales; Poaceae
Exons: 5
Coding region: 193-633 (146 amino acids)
Cellular component (GO): nucleus
Molecular function (GO): RNA binding
Source: RefSeq, marked provisional
CAAGCCCACGCAUCAUCACUCGCGCGCGGGGCCGUCCGACCGGGCUCUCCUCCCUCGUUUUACCCGCACCCGCCGCAACGCCGAGAAGACGCGAGAGGGAGGGAGGAGGUGAGCCACCGGAAGCGGAGACGUGAGCAGUCGACCAACCCCGUCGAUCCGGCUGCGGCCCGGCGUGCUAGAUCGCUACCGAUCAUGGUGGUGGAGGAGAUCGCCGAGGGGGUGAAGAACCUCACCGUUACCGGAGACGCGGCGGCUUCAGGCGGAGAGGGGCAGAGGAGGGGCGGCGGCGGCAGCAGCAACCGCAUCCAGGUGUCCAACACCAAGAAACCCCUCUUCUUCUACGUCAACCUCGCCAAGAGGUAUAUGCAACAGCACGAAGAUGUAGAGCUAUCCGCUCUUGGAAUGGCCAUAGCAACAGUUGUGACCGUGGCAGAAAUUCUGAAGAACAAUGGAUUUGCUGUUGAAAAGAAAAUUAGGACCUCUACUGUUGAAAUAAACGACGAAUCAAGAGGGCGUCCAUUCCAAAAGGCCAAGAUUGAGAUAAUCUUGGGAAAGAGCGACAAAUUUGAUGAGCUGAUGGCCGCUGCUGCAGAAGAGAGGGGCGAAGUGGAAGAUGGUGAAGAGCAGGCUUGAAAACAGUACCGAUGACAAGCUGCUGCUGCUGUGCUCUGUUAGUGUUGUUUAAUUUAGUUUAAUACCGUGUGCAUGAGAUAUGGCACGCGUUCUUGCUCAACUACAUCACCAUGGCAAUGUCUGCAAAUCCAUGGAUUGAUGGAUGGAUGUUGGUUGUUUCUUAACAUUCUGGACAUGUUGUUCACUUUGGCUAUGUAUGUUUUAGCAGUCCAGCGUUCCCCUUACAAAAUAUGGCGUGCUUUGUUGACUACACAGACCGUAGUUCCUUUCCUG